AGGGGUAAAGAUAAGGAGACAAGUGAGUAGUCAAAAGGAAAGACAGCUUGUGUGUGUGUGUGUGUGUGUGUGUGUCCCCACGUGUCACAGCGCGAGCCCAAACUAUGCCCUGAGCCUUAACAAUUUGCAUCUUUUUUUCCGUCACUCUAACUGUAGCAGAAAUAAGAUCAUCUUUGAGCUCGGAAGGGGUUCUUUGCUAGUAUGAGCGAGGGGGACUGUUCUGACCAGCCCGGAACUUGGCAAAAGAGGGCACCAGAAGGAGCGCAUCAUAGAGAACUGAGUGAAAUGAAUGAAUGGAGUUGACAAGAAAACUCAUUUGGAAUGUGUGUUGCUGAAAACCUAGGAUCCGAGGUGCCCUGCUCCAGCCCGAGCCCCUACCCCUGGGUCUCUGAGCCCAGGGAAUCCCAGGGAGCCUGUAGUUGAGGGUCCAGAAAACUCACCCCAGUCCCCUACACCAAUCCCCUGCUUCAAGCUAGGAGGCACACCCACUGGGCAGUUUCCAGGAAAGGAUUGGAAGUCUUCAAACCCAGAGAGCCCUUCCUGCGCUGCAGGGGCCCCAGACUGGGUGGAGCAGCCACACCUGCCCGGAGCUUCGGGGAAGAGGGCGUGAACAACAACCAGCACCGCCCUCGGUAUGCUCUGCGGGCCCUGCGGUCUGCCGAUCUCUGUGGGUCCCACAACUUCCUCACUUCCCUAAAUGGGCAACUGCACUUUGAGAAGGCCAGGUCCUUCCCUGGCAGACCUAAGUGGCACAUCCCGCAUUGGCCUGGGCCCUUAACCCUGGAUUUGAGGUCUCCCGGCCCCCUGCUGGCCUGUGACUGUCCCCAACUGGAUGGAGCCAUGGCUCCCACCUUCCUGCUGUUGCUGCUGGGGCUGCUGUGGUUCCAGCGCCCUGUCUCAGGUGUCCCUGCCGAGAACGUGUACACUAAAGUCCAGCACUUUGAAGGGGAGACUCUGUCUGUGCAGUGCUCCUACAAGAGCCGCAAAAACCACAUGGAGGGCAAGGUAUGGUGCAAAAUCAGGAGGAAGCGGUGUGAGCCUGGAUUCGCCAGGGGCUGGGUACAGGGGACGCGUUACCAGCUGCAGGACGAUCCCAAGGCCAAGGUGGUCAAGAUCACCAUGGCAGCCCUCAGGCGCCAGGACUCCGGCAGGUACUGGUGCAUGCGCAACAGCUCAGGAACCCUGUACCCCCUGACGGGUUUCCUACUGGAAGUGUCUCCAGCCUCCACAACCAGGAGAAGUACUCCUCUUAGACAGCUGGCCAAUAUCCUCAAGAGCAGAAUUGUUGUCACAUCGGGCCCAGCCCCCACCUCAGGCCCUGAUGCCCCUUUCACCACCAGCAUGACAGUUUUCACUCCUGGCCUCCUCACCUUGACCAGUCUCGUGCCCCCGACUGCCUCAGAGUCCAUCAGACUGACCUCCAUGACAGGCUUCAGCUUCACCAGCCCUGGCCCUUCUACCAUGGAGCCCAACAGGGCCGUGGAAUCCCAGACAGUGACUGUGUCUCCAAGCGAUGCCAGAGCCUCCUCUGCUGCCCCAGCAUCCAUCUCCACCAGGGCUGGGCAUCUGAAAACCAGAUCACCCACCACAGGAAUGUGCCACACCGGCGGGUCUCUCCUCAACAAAUUAUCCCCUGUCAGGCACCAGGAUUCGUAUUCCAUUGUGCUCCCGGGGUUGCUGAUCUUCCUCCCAGUGUCUCUGAUGGUGAUCGUGGUCUAUGGGCUCUGGAAGAAGAGACACAGGGGAAGCUACAGGGUGUGCAACAAUCCUGCUAGACCCUGGAGGGACCCACUUGGAAGACUGGAGCCUCCAUGGAAGCCUGCUUGGUCUGAGGCAACUUAACUAUGGAUUGCGUGAGCUCCUCCUGGAGGGGCCUUUGGAGGCCAGAGGAGGAUGAAGACGGGGGCCUGUUUGAACUGGAACCCAGCUGAGGGCUGAGGACUUGCUCAAGGCUGGACUCAGGCCUCUCCAGAACCAGAGGCUGCUCUUCACCCACUCAGUCCUCUUGGGCUGCCGGGGGCCUGGGACAGCCCCCAGAUUGGGGGUACCAGGCAGGAAACCCCAGGGGAAUCCACCGAGGGGAAUCAGCUCAGAGCCGCAGAGCCCUGGGUCCCCUCUGGGUAGUGGGGAAGACUUGACGGUGCUGUACACAGAGGGUUCUGUGGGCCUCAGAACCCCUUGCUAUGGAGCAGAGGGGGAGCGGACAGGUGAACGGCUGCCCUCUCCCCAUCUGGAACCCUGUGUCCUCAGCUUUCCUCUGCUCCCCUCAAGCUUCCCCAUGUGCUUGGGGAAGCAAAAGAGUCCCAGAGGCAAUCAGUGUCUCAAGGGUCCUGCCAUGGAGGGGAAGGAACAGCGACCAAGAGCUGGAGGUCCACAGGGCUGUUGGCAGUAGGGGACCCCAGCGCAGUUCAAGUUCCCCAUCCACAGGGUCCCGUGACCUCUGAUGGGCCUCUAGAUGUGUCCUGCCCUGACCAUAGCUGCUUGUCACUCAAGUCCUGGGAACCAGCAGAGCCCACCCUCCCACUGGUGCUACCCAUUGGCCAGCUCUCCAGGGAAAGCUGUGACCAGGCUUCCCAGAGCUGCAUGGUGUCAGGAUCAGCCCGUCCCCAGACUGGUGUGUAGAGGCUGCACUCAGGGCCCUCUCCCCCAGUUCCCAGCUCCAGGUCUGAGCUCCCACAGGAGAAUGAGAGCCCUCCAGAGUCCACUGCAGGGGAGGCCAUGGUUCAGAGAAAGAGUAGAUCAUCUGCCUUCCCCUGGGACUCACUGUCCCCUGGGAAGAGAGGAGCUACUUGCGACCCAGCAAGGACAGCUUGGAACAGAGCAUAGCUGGAGGAACACCUGGGUGGGGUAGGGGUAGGGAGGAUGGAGCUGAGGAGCCUUGAUGGGGGCCCAAUGGCUCAAGGAGUCUGGCCUCAGCUUCACUGGCUCCUGGCUCAGACUUGUCCUCUUCCACAGUGAGGACUGGAGAAUAUGGGCUGGCUUUGUCCCAUGGAACAGGGGCUCUACCAGCCUGAGCAUCUGGAAUAAGCCCCCAGGGAUUGAUAUGACAUCUUCACUCCCCACCCUGGGACAGGGACCUCCCAGGUGGGGGAGCAAAUGUCAUAGUCAGGAGAGUGACACAGCUCAGGCCUUGAUGGGUAGCUGGGAGACCACUCCAGAAUGGAUUUGGGGAGAGAGAAAGGGGCCGGAGAUAAUCCCGGGGGACUGCACGGAGGAGGCACCUCUUUCCUAUGUCCAGGAGAGGGCACUAGAGGAGAGACUCAGAUUGAGGAACUGACAAACCUGGUGCCAGGACACACACACACACACACACACACACACACACACACCACCCUCCCCAGCCCCCUCAUCCUCCCUACAAGGAGAGGGUGGCCAUGACCUUGGUGUCUAACUAGGAGGGGGCUUAAUAUCCCUGGGGGAAAAUAGCUCCCUAAGAGCCCCCCUCCAUUCGCGAUCCUACAACAGCACACUGACCGCCCUGCCUCAUCUGAGAAUCCUGUGAGAGAACAGCAGAGGGCUUAGGACUGCGGCCCAGUGAGGCCACCUGUCUGUGUAACCCUGUGUGAGUCACUAACCCUGCUGGCUCUCAUUUUCGUCUCUUGUGAAAGGGGACACUAAUGCCUACCUCUCAAGACUGCCUUUGGGAUAAAAAGGAGUCACCUGAACCUCA
Mustela lutreola (European mink) is the source of this 3670-nucleotide messenger RNA. It is a transcript of the gene TREML2, whose product is annotated as triggering receptor expressed on myeloid cells like 2. Gene Ontology annotation, biological process: T cell activation. The transcript is spliced from 5 exons. Bases 841 to 1842 code for a protein of 333 amino acids. Gene Ontology annotation, molecular function: signaling receptor activity. The record is from RefSeq and is a predicted model, not a curated record. Gene Ontology annotation, cellular component: cell surface. Lineage: Eukaryota; Metazoa; Chordata; Mammalia; Carnivora; Mustelidae.